Molecule: messenger RNA, 1389 nt
Organism: Echinostoma caproni
Lineage: Eukaryota; Metazoa; Platyhelminthes; Trematoda; Plagiorchiida; Echinostomatidae
Source: the annotation of a GenBank genome assembly
AUGACCUUGGAUUCCACUAAGGUCGUUGAUUUCGGACCUCCGCGUGGCCGCGGAAUCGUCGCUUUACGCGAAUUCAAAGCCGGGGAACAGAUUUUCACGGAAUCUCCCUUAUUAUGCUGUCAGUUCUCUUGGAAUAGCCUCUAUGGUUACCGUGCCUGUGACCAUUGCAUGCGCCCCCUGGAAUCAGCAGAAGAAAAUGCAAGGCGACUUACGAAUAAUUUCACUCUGGUUCUGCCUUAUCCUGAUUGUGGUUCACUAUCCUCUGUGCUGGACGUUUGUCGCUGCGAAAACUGUGGAGUAUAUUAUUGCUCCCAGGAGUGUUUAAAAUCCGCCUCAAUGUUGUAUCAUCUUGCCAUAUGUCCACGUCAACCAGCUCUUAAAGACGCUUUAGCUCAUUUGGAUGAGGUUUGGCGUCAAAUGCACUAUCCCCCAGAAACUAGUACCAUCAUGUUGUUGAUUCGAAUAGUUGGUGCCUGCUUAUCUGCCCAUGUGCAUCAAUCUAUUCCGUCCCAGCACAUAAUGGAUGCAUUGAAAGGUUUUGUUUCUGAGACAAUGGUUAAAGCUGUCACUUCAAGUUCCUAUUCGGAACAUAUAUCUCACAAACUUCUUCGUCUGGAGUUUAUUCCCCACUUACAAAAGCUACAUGAAUCCUUCGUUUCGGUUUUGGAGAAGUUUGCUGAGUUUUGGUGUCGCCAAAUGCCGUCCGAUUUCGACUGUUUAGCACUACUAAAACAUGUUGGAUUGGAUGGCCUGUUGAUCAUCGAGAAAUUUAAAUCAGCUAUCUGUUUGCUGGGGCGUAAUGGGCAAGGUGUUGCUACCAGUGCUUUCAGUUUAUGGGCUCGUAGUGUCGAAAAAUAUAUGGAAUCAAUCGGAGAUGCGCAGAAGGUGGCGGAGUUUGAAGAGUUCCUCAAUCAGGUUUAUUCUUCCAUGGAUGAACACGUUGGAGGCUUCUUGGAUAACGAAGGAGUAGCCCUCUAUCAAUAUCAAAGUCUCAUCAAUCACAGUUGCGCCCCCAAUGCCAGUGUGGAGUUUUCGGGUGAGACGAGUCAGCUGGCAAUUGUGGCCCACCGAGAUAUAUCUUCGGGUGAGGAAAUCACCAUAUCUCAUUUCACUCUGACUUUANCGAGCUUAUUCUGCUGUUUCUCGGAGUCUUCUGACGACGGUGACACAGGAAGACCAUCUCAAGGAGGAGCACAAGGUGACGAUCUGGAAACUCGUCGUAGACUUCAAGCUGAGGCAGCAGAGCGCCGUCGGGCAGAUUUUGAAGCACGCGGUUUGGCUGAUCCACAGAGUGUGAAAAGGAAACAAGCUCGGGCUGAACAGAAGGAUCAUGCUGAAAGUCUCCAUCGUAGCGGUCAAGGUCCCGAAUUGCGAUGGAACGUGGGGUGA